Molecule: messenger RNA, 990 nt
Organism: Budorcas taxicolor (takin)
Lineage: Eukaryota; Metazoa; Chordata; Mammalia; Artiodactyla; Bovidae
Gene: CD207
Product: CD207 molecule
Exons: 6
Coding region: 1-990 (329 amino acids)
Molecular function (GO): signaling receptor activity
Source: RefSeq, a predicted model, not a curated record
AUGAAGGCUGCCGACAGCGAGGUCGCCGACGCGCACUUCAGGGUGGACAAGCAGAACGUCUCCCUCUGGCCCCCAGACCCUCCUCCCAAGACGUGUCCGUCCCGGGUUCUGGGGAGACUCCUCACGGUCCGCGCUGUGGUCGUCUUCCUGACGCUGGUCACGGUCACCUCUGUCCUGCUGCAGGCCAUUCUCUAUCCCUGGUUUAUGGGCACAAUAUCAGAUGUCAAGACCAACGCCCAGUUGCUAAAAGGUCGUGUGGACAACAUCAGCUCCCUGAGUUCUGAGAUCAAGAGGAACAGAGGUGCCCUGGUGGCAGUGGGCUUUCAGGUCCAGAUGGUGAAUGCCAGCUUGGACCGCAUAAGCUCUCAGAUCCGGAGGUUGGAAACAGGCUUGAAGGAAGCCAGUGUGCAGCUGCAGGUGCUAACAAGUAGUUGGGAAGCAGUCGAUGAGUUAAAUGCCCAAAUUCCAGGGCUAAAACAAGAUUUGGAUAAAGCCAGUGCUUUAAAUGCAAAGGUCCGGGAACUCCAGAGCGGUUUGGAGAGUAUCAGCAAAUUGCUUCAACAGCAAAAUGACAUUCUCCAGGUGGUUUCUCAAGGCUGGAAGUACUUCAGGGGGCACUUCUAUUACUUUUCUCAAAUCUCGAAGACCUGGUACAGUGCCCAGCAGAUGUGUAUAUCGAGGGACUCCCACCUGACCUCAGUGACCUCAGAGCGUGAACAGGAGUUCCUCUACAGGACAGCAGGCGGACUUCCCUACUGGAUCGGCCUGACCAAAGCAGGAAGUGAGGGGGACUGGCACUGGGUGGAUGGCACUCCGUUCAACAAGGUCCAGAGUGAGAAGUUCUGGAUUCCAGGCGAGCCCAACAACUAUGGGAACAAUGAACACUGCGUCAACCUAAAGAUAUCCUCACUGCGGUCAUGGAAUGAUGCCUCCUGUGACAAUACAUUUCCUUUUAUCUGUAAGCGAUCCUAUAAACCAUCAGAACCAUGA